Pieris brassicae (large cabbage white) is the source of this 4194-nucleotide messenger RNA. RefSeq lists its product as uncharacterized. The coding region runs from base 378 to 1250 and encodes 290 amino acids. The record is from RefSeq and is a predicted model, not a curated record. NCBI's taxonomy places the organism in Eukaryota, Metazoa, Arthropoda, Insecta, Lepidoptera, Pieridae. The transcript is spliced from 5 exons.
CGGCAGGAUGAGGCAGUGCGGGCGCGGGCACGCGGCGGUCGCGUAUCGAUUCCGCGCCUUCAGUCGGCGUCCGUCGAGCGCCGCGCUGCGCCGAGUCGCCGGCGAGCGGGCGUCGCCCCCCGACCCCCGCACGUCCCGCGCCGCGCAGCCAGCCUCGCCUCCACGCCGGCAAACUCGAACGACCACUUCCCGCUAACUAACGUCGCACCCGCAAUCGUUUCCCGCCGCGAAACUGCGUCCGAUCUCCGCGUUGCACUUGUAUUUGAAACUUUUGAAAACUUUCAUAGAUUAAUAUGCGGCGGAUGUGGAUUUAAAUUUGUGUAGAAAUGCGGACGCGCGGAUGCGGGUCCACGUGGCCGGCGGCAUAGUCCGCGAGAAUGGAUUGCUGCAAGUGGGGACCGCUCGGCGCGGGCGCAGGCUGGGCGGGCGGGCGCUACGCUGCGCCGCCUUACGCGCCCCAGCCCUCGCCUUACCCGCCUUACUACCCGCACGCGCACGACUAUGCACGUUACUACCGCUACGACUAUCCUGCGCCGCACGCGCAUCAUGCUGAACACGCUAUGCCAAUGGAUUAUGGUGCGUAUGCGCUGAAAGAAUCACGAGGGCGAAGGGCACUUACUCGGAGAGAACAGCGUAUUCAUCCUGCACUACAACAGUUUCCUGUGUCGCAUACGCCACCACUAGAAUGCGGAAUGACCAAUCGAGGCCAUGGGUACUGCGAGCCGCAUGUUUGGCCGCAUUAUCAGAUGGGUGUGCUAGCAGGGAGUGGUUGGAACGGUACCAAUGGUGGCGUGUGGCCUUCGCGAGUUCCACAGAACAUGUGUUCACGGGAAUCGAUGCGUUAUGGACCGGAUUGUCGAUUAAUGCAGAACACCCAAAACCACAUCGGUGCACACGACGGCCGAUCCACACCAUAUCCUGUUUACGACACAGGCUAUGAAAGCAAACGCGGUAGCAAUGACUUUCCUAUGCGAGUCCCGCCAGCAGAAGUCCCGCAACCCGUGCGGGAAACUGUCGAAACUCGCCCACCAGAAGUGGUGCGACCUCCAGUGGUGCCAUUGCCAGCGUUUCAACAAGCUUUUGGCUCCACCGAAAUAGGAAAGUUCGCGGAGGCGUUUAGUCGAGCUGACCUGGCGCACGAAACAGACGAGUGUGAAAACUUCGCGUUCGAGCCAUUCGCCGAAUGGGAAGGCUCACCUGACCAGUGGACGCCGCCCGUCAAAGAAAUAAAAUGCGAAGAUACCUUUUAACGUAAGGCUAUUUUCGGUAUAGUAAAAUUUUUGGGCAUUAUUAUUGCCUUAGGAAAAUAAACCUUGAUUCAGCACCACGUUGCCAAACCGACGCUCUCGGUAUCUAUGCGAUAUCAUAGAAAUAGUUAUGUGAUAAAAUAGUUAAAUGUGUAUGAGAAAUGAUAUAGUGGUGUGAGUUUUGAGUUAAAGUAUAGAAGUUAUUAUUGUUACCAUCGUAUUCGUUAUUCCCUGUAAGUUCUAGAAGAACUCUGUUUGUCUGCGGGGAUGUUUUCGUUCAUCUAGGUACCUAUUGCGAAUGAUUAUGCGAAAAAUGUAGAAAAUGAGAUGUAUUACAUAAUUCGAUGUGCCUUUAAUCGGCGUUAGCCGUGAGUCGCGCGGCGUCGCCCCAUUCUCGUUACAGAUUGAUAUCAUAAAGUUAUAAUUUACAAUAGUAAUAAUAUAGGGACCAACGUUUAGACAAUUAUACACGACCGCGUAAAAUCACUCGACGGACGAAUGCAGCGCACGAAAAAAAUUUAUAAAGUUUUAAUGGUACUGUCGCUAGAAUAAUCUCUAAAUAACAAUAAAUAUUGAUUCUGAAUUCUUUACCAGCCUCUCAUAUUUCAAACCUUUACUUAGCUGUAGGUUCAUUCACUAACACGUUUAAGCAUCUCUUCUGACCUUUCAAGUAUAUGGGGUUCAAAAGACGUCGCGCGGACUUCAAAGUCUAAAUUAAAUAAUCCUUAGGUACAGCUACAAAUCAGAAGCAUAGCAAACCUAGCUAGUCAAAAUUUUAAUAAAACAUUUUCGAGUAGGAGCGGCUUUUUAAUUAAAGAAUAAGGGUCCAAAAAUUUAUUGUAGUGUCAUAGUAGGAAUUCCGUGAGUUACGGCACUUUAUUCAGCCAAUUUCUUAUAACAUUCGGGAGUAUUGUGGAUUAUUUCUUAAUAUUCUGAAACGAUAGGUGUAAAUAGGAAAUAAGUAUUACGUUUAAUUCUUCUCCAGUCAUAGAUUUAUCGGUACAAUUUUGGUAACCUCUUUAUAGUUGAUUUGUUUUGUCAUAGUAUGAUCUUAGUGAAUAAAUAGCCGUAAACCCAUAAGAAUACUUGUGGAAAAGUAUGUCAUUAAUUUUUUGCUCAAAUUGCAGUUUGGCUACUAUUCGGUUUUAUUUAGAUCAAGUCUGUAUUAAAAGAACUUCCAAGGGUCUUCGGUUUUUGUAGAAUAAUGGGUGGUAGGACAACCACUUUCUAUGAAACAGAAUUGGAGUGCCUUAUGUAAUUUAUAUAUUAAAUAAUAAUCAUUAAUGUAGAUCAAAGAAUUAUAUAGUCUUAUUUGAAAACACCACACUAGAAUAAAAUAUUUGUUUAAAUAAUUCCUUAGUCAGUAGAUGAUAAAUGUAAUGUUAUUUAUAUAAAUCUUAUUCAUGUUUUUUUACAGCAAAUAAUUAAUUAUAAAAAGUCGUUGUGUGCGUUAAAAUAUAAAUGACACUAGGGAAUGUUAAGCUUUUAAUUUUAUUUGUGUUAAAACGUAAUCAUUGUUAAAAGGUUCAGUUUCGUUUAUUUCAAUAUUAAUAUUCUUUGUUUAGAGUUUUUUAUAGUAUCGUUAAUGCUGGGAGAUGAAUUAAUGACGAUUGAUUCUAGAAAAGUACUAAAAUUGAACUUGAAGCGUAUGUAUCAUGUAAACGUAUUGAAAUGUCAAAUUUGACAUUUUGAACAACAAUCGAUGCCAUGAGCCUACCAUGAGCUCGUAUUGAGAACUGAGAUGCAUUACUUAUUCAUACCAUGAUGUCGAAUAAACCAGCCCGUAUAUAUUUCCACUUUUAUCCAUUCAAUUUGUAUGAAAAUUCUGAGCAUUAUAUUUUAUUGUGAUUGAUAAAUUAUUUAAAAUAAUUUUUAGAUUCUUAGUAUAGAAUUAUCUAUCAAAUUAGGUUUAACAGUUAAAUUUUAAAACUUACUUAGAAACCACAAACAAAAUUAUCGUUCUUUCCUUCGGUCUUGCAUUUCCAAUACGUUCAGUUUAUAGAAGGUCAUGAAGGCAAUGAAUUUGGAAACUUAACUGAUGCUAAUGAAUCUCAACUGGAUUUUUUAAGAAAGCUCAUGGUAUACUUGUACAUGUCAACCGUUUAAACUAUAUUCUUCCAUAAAUAUCUGCGGUACGUUAAGACAACUAUGGAAUACACAAUUAAUUCUUUGUGAUGUUAUACCAACAAGCUAUACUGUUAAAAAUAUUAUCGAGAAAUCAAGGGAUAUACUACGUUUGAUUUUGUGAUUGUGUGCAAUAUGAUUUGUUUAAGUUGUAUCGUCAAGCGCGGAUUCAGCCCUUAAAGGUUGUGGUCCGGACCAUCUAAAGAUCGUCCAAGUCACUCUCAAUUUACAUUCCCAUUGAGGAAUUUUAGAAUAAAUAUCAUAAUAAUUUAGCAUAGAUUUUACCAACCGUAAUGUAUGCAAUGCUGGAUCCAUGCCUGUCUUUUAGUCCUAAAAUACACGUUUUACGUCUUGACAUUUCAUAAAUGAAUUAAUUGUAGUCUGUGCCACAUGUAAUGUAUAUACAAUAUACAUCUCUAGAUAGUCCUAUUGUUAUUGAUUUAAGUCUUAGGUGAUUUAUAAUUUAUACUGUAGAGAUAUAGAUACAGAAAUUAUGUAACUAAAUUAUAAGUGUUCCAAUUACAUAGAGCUUCCCUAGAACCCGUUCUAUAAACCAAUAUUAUUUUUAUAUGUAUGUUUCUUUGUAUUUCGGAAUAUGUUCUAUUAGAGAAGUUUAUACAUGUAAUUUGAUAAUACUUUGUAUCUUCGUCAUAGUAGUUCUUGCUAAUGUGAUUUCUUUAAAAGUAUUUGCCAAAAUUAUUUAAAUUUAUUUUGUAUAUAAAAUUAAAUUUUUUAAAGCCGAUCAAGUUAAUUUUAUCAAAACUUUCUUAUGUGUGUUUCAUCCAGUUCGAAAUAAGUCCUAUAUGUAAUUCUAUUUGAAAAA